AGAUCGUGCCAUUGCACUCCCAUUUGGGCAACAAGAGCAAAACUUGGUCUCAAAAGAAAAAAAAACUUUAUUUUGUGCAUGAUGUAGCCAAAUGUUUGAAUGGAAAAUAGAAAAUGAUAUCUAUCUUUAAAUUGGUUUUGUAUAUUUCCAAAGGGAAAAAAGAAAACAGUGCUCAUUCGUAGACACAAUUGAACAGGAAAUUUUUUUUCUUUAGCUGGGCAUGGUGGCUUAUGACGCCUGUAAUCCCAGCACUUUGGGAGUCUAAGGCAGGAGAAUCGAUUGAGCCCAGGGGUUCGAGACCAGCCUGGGGAAUAUACUAAGCCCUCAUCUCUACAGAAAAUACAAAAAUUAGGUGGUUAUGGUGGUGUGUGUCUAUAACCCCAGCUACUUGGGAGGCUGAGGUGGGAGAAUCACUUGAGCCCAGGAGUUGGAGGCUAUAGUGAGCCAUGAUUGUGCCACUGCACUCCAGCCUGGGUGACAGAACGAGACCUCGUCCCUUAAGAGAAGAAUUUUUGUCUUUGUCUUUAAUGUUUUGCUCAAAGAAAAGCAAUAUCUAAUAUCUUUUCUCUUGUUGUUCAAAGGAAAGCAAUAUUUAAAAGGGCAGAGUUUUCUGCAUUUUCUAAAGGGAACUUGGGACGUGCUCUCCCCUGACGCGCUGCUCUUGAGUGCCAUCCAUGAUCGGGGUUAGGUUUGGAACAGAGGGAGGAGAAGACAGAGGCUUUUUUGGGAUAAGUGAGCAAGAGGCGGGAUGGAUGAGGAAGUGAGGUUAAAUGAGACCCGUUCUUCUAAGAGCAAGGAGAGUGCCUGGCGUGGCUCCUGAUUUUCUGUGGCGGGCGGAGGGCCCCGGGCAGCCGCUGAUGCCCUGUGGGGAGGAACGGAGGCCACUCUGCAAAGGGGCCUCUCGCUUUCAGUGUCUUCAUCUCGGAAAACAGGCAGUCAGGAGCCCCCAGGACGCUCUUCCCACCACCAGGGAGUCCCAGGAAAUUCACUUAAACACACGAGGGAGAAAGCAUCCUGGCCAGAGGUCAUGAGUGUAAGGGAGUUUGGUUACAGUAGAUCCACAAAGGAAGAACUGGGUAGGGGGCAUUGAGGGGCGCCCUCUGUCAUCCUGAUAGUUCCAGCGUCUGCAUUCUAGUGUGUUCUAGGAGGCUUACAUCCUUCCCAUUUUCUAACUGACAUUGUCCCCUGGGAGGACAGGUUGUUAAAACUACCCUAUAAAUGGAUUUCCUGGCAAGCCUAGCGCAUUUUAAAAGAUAUAACAGGGACAUUUGGGUCCAUUCAAUACAAUUAUUUGGAAGGAUCGCCUGCUUUGAAAUCUUGGGAAGUUCUGUGUAGCUUUAAGAGAUGAUAGAUGUAGCAGCAGAAGCCUCCAAAAUGCUGAGAAACAGGGCCACAGCUAGAGGAGGCGGAUGGAGUGGUGUUGGCGGAAGCAGCCCUGCUAUUCAGGAGUGCCCUCGGGAUACCCCCGGGGAACAAGGAGGUGUGAGCAGCAAGGGGACUUCAACUCACCGAGGACAGGGGGCCUCUGAGCAACUUCUGUGUGUACUGGUACAUCUCCCUGUGCCCCCUCCAACCCACGCACACACGAGGCCUCUCACGUUACAGCCAACUGGGAAGGAGCUUCCAGACAGCCGGCUCGUUCAACCCCUGGUCUACAUGGAGCGCCUGGAACUCAUCAGAAACGUCUGCAGGGAUGACGCCCUGAAGAAUCUCUCGCACACUCCCGUCUCCAAGUUUGUCCUGGACCGAAUAUUUGUCUGUGACAAGCACAGGAUUCUUUUCUGCCAGACUCCCAAAGUGGGGAACACCCAGUGGAAGAAAGUACUGAUUGUUCUGAACGGAGCCUUUCCUUCCAUUGAGGAGAUCCCCGAAAACGUGGUGCACGACCACGAGAAGAACGGCCUUCCUCGGCUCUCUUCCUUCAGUGAUGCAGAAAUUCAGAAGCGAUUGAAAACAUACUUCAAGUUUUUUAUUGUAAGAGAUCCCUUCGAAAGACUUAUUUCUGCAUUUAAGGAUAAAUUUGUUCACAAUCCCCGGUUUGAGCCUUGGUACAGGCAUGAGAUUGCCCCUGGCAUCAUCAGAAAAUACAGGAGGAACCGGACGGAGACCCGGGGGAUCCAGUUUGAAGAUUUCGUGCGCUACCUGGGCGAUCCGAACCACAGAUGGCUAGACCUUCAGUUUGGGGACCACAUCAUUCACUGGGUGACGUAUGUGGAGCUCUGUGCGCCCUGUGAGAUAAUGUACAGUGUGAUUGGACACCACGAGACCCUGGAGGACGAUGCCCCCUACAUCUUAAAAGAGGCUGGCAUUGACCACCUGGUGUCAUACCCGACCAUCCCUCCGGGCAUCACCGUGUAUAACAGAACCAAGGUGGAGCACUAUUUCCUGGGCAUCAGCAAACGAGACAUCCGACGCCUGUAUGCACGUUUCGAAGGGGACUUUAAGCUCUUUGGGUACCAGAAACCAGACUUUUUGCUAAACUAAUGCAUAGGACCUAUGAAUUCAAAUAUCUCUGUUAGACCUGGGGCUAACCAGGUGGAGGUCGGAGCCCAGAAAUGACCCUUUCUCCACCACACCCCUCCUUUUAGGAUGCCUGGGGUCUCCCACAGGGCUGUGAGUUGCCUCGACAUAUGACUCAGGACCCCGACUGUUACAGCUUAGUUCAGAUGUAAGAUGCUCUGAGGACCCUGCCCCCACCCCUGCCAUUGUCAUUAGGAUGUCGCUGGCCUUUGCUUACCUCAUAGGGGAGAGAAGACUUAAGAUUUGCAGUUUGACAGCCCAGCAGGGAGGACGCAUCACACAGCGUUAGGAGCCAUUUCCCUCAGGUGUCAAGGAAGGGGAUGCCCCUGAGGUUCUCCUGGCUAGUUGGGGUGGCCUCACCCGUCACUGGGUCACUGGUUGGUUGCAGGAACAGCACCCAGCACUCUGAGGAGGGACAGAGAAGCAAGGGGACUGCUGAAACCACAGAGGCUUUUGCAGCAUCAGAUCUGAGGAAUAAAACGGCACCUCUGGCCUUCAUUUGUGUGCUGCUACGAUUGUGGAGGCAAAGCAUUCUUUCUGUGACUGUUUUGUUCCCGUGGUCAGCGAUGGCCAGAGGGUGGUGUGGUGUGUGGGGGU
This is a messenger RNA of Cercocebus atys (sooty mangabey), 3117 nucleotides long. RefSeq names its product carbohydrate sulfotransferase 10 (gene CHST10). NCBI's taxonomy places the organism in Eukaryota, Metazoa, Chordata, Mammalia, Primates, Cercopithecidae. Gene Ontology annotation, biological process: carbohydrate biosynthetic process; proteoglycan biosynthetic process. The transcript is spliced from 4 exons. Gene Ontology annotation, molecular function: sulfotransferase activity. Gene Ontology annotation, cellular component: membrane. Bases 1345 to 2484 code for a protein of 379 amino acids. The record is from RefSeq and is a predicted model, not a curated record.